Molecule: messenger RNA, 1924 nt
Organism: Chlamydomonas reinhardtii
Lineage: Eukaryota; Viridiplantae; Chlorophyta; Chlorophyceae; Chlamydomonadales; Chlamydomonadaceae
Exons: 8
Coding region: 106-1470 (454 amino acids)
Source: RefSeq, a predicted model, not a curated record
ACAAAUAGAAUUGACGCGCUGCGGCGGGGCUCACGGGCGACAACGCCGCAGCAUCUUUUGCUUGCACGAAGCAUUGCUGUCGUUGCACGCCCUAAGAACGAGCCGAUGAUAGUGUUGCCACUGCGAAAACAGAACCCACUGCAUCGCAACUCCAAACGGCCUGGGCUCCAGGGUGUUGCAAGCGCAGUCGCAGCGGUUGCCCCUGCCAGCACCGGCGGUGCAGCAGCAUCGCCGCUCUGCCCCGACGGCUGGCCGCUGUGGUGUCUGUUGCUGUCGUGCGCCGCACUAGCCCAGAUUGCCGAGAAGCACACCGCCUGGGGCAGUGCCCUGUCGGCGCCGCUCGUGUCCAUGCUGGCGGCGGUGGGGCUGGCGGCCAGCGGCGUCAUCCCAGUGGACUGCGCCGCGUACGGGGUGGUGUGGGGCUAUGUGAUGCCGCUGGCUGCCGCCUGCUUCCUGCUGGAGACCGACGUGGGCAGGCUGGUGCGGGACGGCGGCCCGCUGCUGCUGAGCUUCCUGGUGGGCGCGCUGGGCAUGGUGGCGGGCGCGGCGGUGGGCGCGCUGGCGCUGCGCGGGCCGCUGGAGGCGGCGGGCGGCGGCAAGGUGGCGGCGUGCCUGUGCGCCAGCUAUGUGGGAGGCAGCGUCAACUUCGCGGCGGUGGCGGCGGCUCUGCACCUGCCCCCCGCGGUGCUGCCGGGCGCCAUGGCCGCCGACAACCUGAUGAUGGCCGCCUUCCUGGCAGCCCUCAUGGCCGUGCCCGUCAACAAGGCAGCCACAGCAGUAGCAGCAGCAGCGGCGGCGGCAGCAGCGGCGCCGGCAGCAGGGACAGCGGGCCUGGCUGUAGCAGGGAGCGCCGGGCAAGGGCCGGCUGUAGCAGGGACAGCAGCAGCAGGAGCAGCAGCCGCGGUGGCGGGGGCGCCUGCGGCGCUGACGGCGGAGGGCCUGGCGCUGAUCCUGGCUGCGGGCGGGGUGACUGUGGCUGUGUCCCAGGCGGCCGCGGCGGCGGUGGGCGCUGCGCCGUUCCUGCUGCUGGUGAUGGCGGCGGUGGCGACGGCGCUGGCGGAGGCGGCGCGGUGGGCGAGGCGGCGGCUGGGCGGCCCCGAUGAGCCCGUGUUCACAGGCGCGGGCCAGGUGGGCACGGCGCUCAUUGGCGUGUUCUUCGCCGUCAUUGGCGCCGCCGCCGGCUCACUCAGCUGCCUGGCGGGCGCCGGCGUGCUAGCGGCCUUCCUCUCCGUCAUGGUGGCUGUACACUGGGCGGUGGUGGCGGUGGUGGGGCGGGGACUGCUGCGGCUGCCGCUGGAGGCGCUGCUGCUCGGCUCCAAUGCCAACAUAGGCGGCUCGGCCACUGCAGCAGCCAUGGCCGCCGCCAAGGGCUGGCCGCACCUGGUGCAGCCGGCGCUGGUGACGGGCAGCCUGGGGUACGCCGCAGGCACACUGGCGGGCAUGGCGGUGGCGAGGCUGCUUGCUGUGUAGCCGGCUGUGUAGCUGGCUGUGUAGCCGGCUGUGUAGCUGGCUGUGCAGCUGGCGGUGUAGCUGGCGAUGUGGGGGUGUGGGGAGGGAGAGGGACUUGGAGAGGGGCGGCGUGCAGGGAGGGGCGCGAGGGGCGUGUGUCGAUGGAGGUGGAGAAAGCUGGAGGUGGCUGGAGGAAGGCGCGGAGCGUGCGUGUGGUGAUUGGCAGGUUUGGGGGAGGAGGGUUGCGGGGAAUGCGGGCUUGAGGGCAGAACAGCGGGGGUUAGGCGUGCGAUGGUUCCGUACUGUGGCAAGGACUGAAGACUGAGUGUGGGGCGCAUUGCACUAUGGGGCACUGAGUGCAGGAACGGAUAAUGGCACUGCUGAGAGGGGGUGCGGCCGCACCCGCAGGGUCGGGACCCGGAGGAUGGGGGCUAGCAUGACGUCAGUGGUCGCUCCGCGCACUCAUAAUCAGGGC